CUCACUGUGAAAACACAUGGUUUUGUCACAUCUUCGACUUCAUCGGUGUAUUUAAUAUAAUUUAAGAGAUAUAAGAGGAGCAGCCAUUGCGCAUUAGACAAUGGCUAACAACACCCUGCAAUUCAAAACCAACUAUGCUGUCUCCAGCAAAAUCGAACCGUUCUACAAGGGAGGAAAAGUACAGAUCUCAAAAGAGGAAAAAUACAUCUUUUGUACGUGUGACACACGAGUGAACAUCUUGGAGAUCACAACAGGGAGAGUCAUUCGUAGUAUUGAGCAGGACGAUCAAGAGGACAUAACGUCUUUUGCACUGAGUCCCGAUGACGAGGUGCUGGUGACAGCCAGCCGGGCGCUGGUGCUGAAGCAGUGGGACUGGAAGGAGGGGCACUGCGUGCGCAGCUGGAGGGCCAUCCACAACACCCCAGUGGCCAGCAUGACCUUCGACCCCAGCUCCACGCUGCUGGCCACAGGAGGAUGUGAUGGCACCAUUAAGCUAUGGGAUGUCCUGAAGCAGUAUUGCACACACAACUUGAAAGGCUCCUCUGGGGUUGUGCACCUGGUGCAGUUCCACCCGGACAGCAAUGUCCUGCAGCUCUUCUCGUCCUCCCUGGACUGCGGUAUCCGCGUGUGGGACCUGCGCUCCAGCACGUGCGUGUGUGUUCUGGAGAGCCACUACAGCGCCGUCACGUCGCUGGCCUUCACCCCCGACGGCAGCGCGAUGGUCAGCUCAGGGCGGGACAAGAUCUGCACGGUGUGGGACCUGAAGUCUCGAAAAGUGGUGCGGACAGUGCCUGUUUAUGAGGCAGUGGAGGCUGUCGUCUUGCUCCCAGAGAGUGGAGAUUUCUCUCAGAUCGGAGUGAAGUCCAAAGGGCUGCACUUCAUCACUGCGGGGAGUAAGGGCUUGCUCAGAGUAUGGGAGGCCAGCUCCGCCCGCUGCGUGUUCACCCAGCCCAUCCUGGUUGGCCCCCUGCCCCCCAGUGGUGAGGGCGGAGCCGAGGAGGAGUGGGACCAGCGCAGCCUAACCCACUGCCUCCACCUGCCCGGCUCUGCCCGCCUGGCAACCGUCACCGCCGAGCACAACAUCCUGCUGUACCAGCUGCCCUCGCUGUCCGUGCAGCAGCAGUUUGUGGGGUACAAUGACGAGGUCCUGGAUCUGAAGUUCCUGGGCAAGGGGGACAGUCACAUCAUCGUGGCGACCAACAGCCCCCAGUUAAAAGUGUUUGAGCUUGCGACCUCCAGCUGCCAGAUCCUGUAUGGUCACACAGAUACGGUGCUGGCGCUGGAUGUGUUCCGGAAAGGAUCGAUGUUUGCGAGCUGUGCAAAGGACAAGACAGUCCGAGUGUGGCGGAUGAAUACCGAAAGUGGGGAGGUGCGCUGCAUGGCGCAGGGAUCUGGGCACGCCAACGCCGUCGGAAGUAUCUCCUGCUCAAGGCUGAAGGAGAAUUUUGUGGUGUCCAGCAGCCAGGAUUGCACUCUCAAAGUCUGGGACAUUCCGGAGCACCAGGGAGGCACAGGGGACGUAGAGCAGCUGUCUGUGAGGGUGACAGAGAAGGGACACGACAAGGACGUGAACAGCGUGGCCGUUUCCCCCAAUGACAAACUUCUGGCCUCAGGCUCCCAGGACCGCACGAUCAAGCUGUGGUCAGUGGCCGACCUGGGCCUCCUGGGUGUGUUCCGGGGCCACCGGCGGGGUGUGUGGUGUGUGCAGUUCUCUCCCAUGGACCAGGUCCUGGCCAGCGCCUCGGCCGACGGCUCCAUAAAGCUCUGGGGGCUCCAGGACUUCAGCUGCCUCAAGACAUUUGAAGGUCAUGAUGCCUCGGUGCUGAAAGUCAUCUUUGUGAGCCGUGGGUGUCAGCUGGUCACAAGCGGCUCCGACGGGCUGGUAAAACUGUGGAACAUCAAGACCAAUGAGUGUGUCAAGACCCUGGACGCCCACCAGGACAAGGUUUGGGGCCUCCACACCAACCGCAAGGACGACCAGGUGGCGACUGGAUCGGCAGACUCCACCAUCGUACUGUGGACAGACGUCACGGAGGCCGAGCUGGCAGAGGAACAGGCCAAGCAAGAGGACCAGAUUUUGAAGCAGCAGGAGCUGUCCAAUCUGCUCCACGAGAAGAAGUACCUGAAGGCGCUGGGUCUGGCCAUCUCACUGGACCAGCCGCAGACAGUCCUGCGGGUCAUUAAAGAGAUCCGUCAGGGGAAGGAUGGCGGUCAGCAGCUGGAGGGCACACUGCUGCGGCUGAGACAGGAUCAGAAAGAGUCGCUGCUGCGGUACUGCUCGGUGUGGAACACAAACGCUCGCAGCUGCCUGGACGCACAGGCCGUGAUCGGGGUGCUGCUCACACACCACACUCCAGAAGAGCUGCUGCAGUACCAGGGGGCCCGCGGCCUGCUGGAGGCACUCAUCCCUUACACUGAGAGACACAUGCAGAGGAUUGGCCGCUUGCUGCAGUCAUCCAUGUUCCUAGACUACAUGUGGCAGAAAAUGCGAGUGACUGGCCAAUCAAGCGGGGACGGCCAGGAUGAAGAGAUGGACACGUCGCCCCUCGGGACGCCCCAUCUGCCAUUCUUCCUGGACAAACAGCCCAGUCGGGAUGGGAGGGACAGCUGUGGUGAAGAGCACGAGGAAGAGGAAGAGGAAGAGGAAGAGGAGGAGACCCACAGGGUAGAUGACGAGGGCCGUCAGGAGGAUGACAGGGACGUCAGCGCCGCUGACAGGAAGGCCACCUGCAAUGGGAGGCGGGGCACGGGGGGGAAGGAGAACAUGGACCCGUCCCCCCUGGUGGAGGGGAGCUCCGACAAUGACGACCAGGGUGAGAGCGAACACGGGAACAAACAGGCCAAGAUCAGCCAGCCAGCAGCAGAUUCGUGCAUUGAACUAAUGCUGACCAGGUGAUCAAGGGUGAGGUCACAGGGUUCGUACAGCAAGGCCCACGUUAUGCAAUAUGGAGAUCUGUGGUCUUUCAACCAGCAGCCAAUUAACACCUGGAAAAACCAGCAAUUCAAGUCCCCGUCAAGACACUGUAUGAGGUUAAGUAAUGAGACCUGAACUGGGACAAAAAACAGAAACCUGCUGAUCUCCAGCAGACUGCUGUGCUACACUAAACUUCUGGAAAAGACGUAAUAUAAAACAUGUGCGAAGUCCCUCUUAGCAGACAUCAGUGAACCUGGAGUUCAGUUAUGUACGCUGUGUAAUUGCAUAUUGGAUAAUUGCAUACUCUGGUUUAAUGCAAUGUUGCUGGAUCCUGUUUUAUAUCCACUUACUUACUCUUGCUAUGUGUAUACUCUGGUUGAGUAUCUAAGUUCUUCCAGCCCAGUGAUUGCAGAAGUGUACUGUAUUUUCAUUUACCUUAUCUUCAACUGACUAAUUAGACAUGAAAAUUCCAACACGAUCUGUUUAGCGAGAUUAGAUUGGCUUUAACAAGGUGCCUGUAGCCGUAUUCAAAGAUGUUCAGGUGUCUCCCCCCAGACAUUUGAAGAAUAACUUUCCAGUCGUGCCACCUGUUUUGCUACGUUCCAGGAACAUCUGCAGCGUCUUGCGUAGCAUUUCUUUGUGUAGUUAAUAGCUCAUGUCAUACAGACGGAAUGGUUCUAAAGAAACAGCGAAACAAGCAGACACACUCCUCAUGGAAAAAAUGACAUACUUCCUGUGUUGCAGUGCAGCAGAAUUAGGGUCUGCAAAUGAAGACAGUGUGUUUCAGGUCACAUAUGCAAACAGAAUCAUUCAGGCAAACUGUCACCAUCAUUGGUUUUAACCAGGAAGUGUUUACAGGAAUGUGCAUUACAGGAAUGUAUCCCACUCCUGCUGUACAGUACAAUACAAUGGUCUUUUAUUUCAUUUUGACUGUAAUUUUACC
This is a messenger RNA of Megalops cyprinoides (Indo-Pacific tarpon), 3857 nucleotides long. It is a transcript of the gene tbl3, whose product is annotated as transducin beta like 3. Bases 101 to 2896 code for a protein of 931 amino acids. Gene Ontology annotation, molecular function: protein binding; U3 snoRNA binding. Lineage: Eukaryota; Metazoa; Chordata; Actinopteri; Elopiformes; Megalopidae. Gene Ontology annotation, biological process: endonucleolytic cleavage to generate mature 5'-end of SSU-rRNA from (SSU-rRNA, 5.8S rRNA, LSU-rRNA); endonucleolytic cleavage in 5'-ETS of tricistronic rRNA transcript (SSU-rRNA, 5.8S rRNA, LSU-rRNA). Gene Ontology annotation, cellular component: small-subunit processome; 90S preribosome; nucleolus. The record is from RefSeq and is a predicted model, not a curated record. The transcript has 23 exons.